Molecule: messenger RNA, 2866 nt
Organism: Mustela erminea (ermine)
Lineage: Eukaryota; Metazoa; Chordata; Mammalia; Carnivora; Mustelidae
Gene: SLA2
Product: Src like adaptor 2
Exons: 8
Coding region: 1237-2067 (276 amino acids)
Molecular function (GO): protein binding
Source: RefSeq, a predicted model, not a curated record
CCUAAUGGAAAGGUAGCAGUAUGUGUGGUUAGAUUUUAUCAGAUGGGGAUUUUAUUUAAAUUUGAAUUCCUGAAAGUAACACACAAUCACAGGCAAUUCUGUCAGAAAUUUAUUUAUCCUAGCUGAGUGACAUUCAAAUAUAGGCUAUAUAUCAGAACACCUGGAGGGCUGUGGAAAGCAAUUGCUGGCCCCACCUAUGGGGUUUCUGAUCUAGUAGAUCUGAGAUGUGUCUCAAGAAUUCCUGUGUCUAACAAACUCUCACACGAUGCUGAGGACUGGGACCACACUUGGAGAACCACUACCCAGGUCUUGUUACUCAAAGUGUGGUUUAUGGACCAGCUAUGUGGGUAUUGCCUGUGGGUUGUUAGCAAUGCAGAGCCUUCAAUCCCACCCCCUAGAUCAACUGAACUAGAAUCUGCUAUUUAACAAGAUCCCCAAGGGAUACCUGUAUACAUUAAAGGUUAGGACACAGCACUCCAAGGCAGUGCUUCCCCCAAAGCCAGUUGAGGGCAUCUCUUGGAGUAUAUAAAAUUCAGAUUCCUCGGCUUUCCUCUGGUGGCUUGGAUUCAGAAGAUGGAGGAGGAGCCCAGGAAUCUGAUACUGACAAGAACUUCAGAUGAUUAUAAUGGUCAGGUAAGCAUGGGAAACUCCUCAUUUACCUCAGUUCUGUGUUCCUCAGGCAGGACCAAACCACGAAACCAGAGAAAAACCUCUCCCUCUGGGAUCAUGACAAGGCAGCUGCUUGUCCUUUAGAAACAGGAACUUGGGGAAGGUGGCUCCUUGAUGGUCUGUGAUGCCGUCAGAGGAAAUGGGUGGUUAUGAGAACCACAGAGCCUGCAGGUGUGAGCUGGGAGCCCCGAGGACGCUAUGACAAAGCUGAAAGAGCCCUGGGCCUUCUUCCCUGGCCUGGCUGUGCUUGGGAGGGCUGUCCAGUGUUGGGGGGUCCCUAAGGAGCACCAGUCUCCUGUCUCAUCCCAGGUCUACAAACUGCUGACCACAGCAGAUGCAGAGCUACCCAAAGAGUUACCAAGAGCAUCUCCCUGAAGAGUCUCCCAGGCUGAGAGGAUUCUGAGUGUCCUAGGACUAAGGACUUUGGCAGAUGUUCCGAAGGGCCCUCCGAAGUCCUAACCUCUCCAACCAAAGCAUGCAUCUAAGCUGAGCCCCCGCCCCAAGCUUUGAUGACAGGAAAUCAAAUUUCUCUCGGCCAUGUCCUUCCGAGUGUUCUGCUGAGGAACGAUGGGAGGUCAACCCAGCAGAGGGAAAACCCUGCCAAGCCCCAGCUCGAGUCCCUCUGUCCAAGAACCGGGCCCUGUGCCCAUGCAAGCAGAGAGAAGCAGGGCCACAGCUGUGGCCCUGGGCACCUUCCCAGUAGGCGAGCACACGGAGCUGUCACUGAGCCUGGGGGAUCCAUUGACCAUCAUCUCUGAAGAUGGAGACUGGUGGACAGUGGUAUCAGAUGCUUCAGGCACAGAAUACAGCAUUCCCAACAGUCACGUGGCCAAAAUCUCCCACGGGUGGCUGUAUGAGGGCCUGAGCCGGGAGAAAGCUGAGGAACUGCUGUUGCUGCCUGGAAACUCUGGAGGUGCUUUCCUCAUCCGGGAGAGCCAGACCAGGAGAGGCUGUUACUCCCUGUCAGUCCGCCUUAGCCGCCCUACAUCGUGGGACCGGAUCAGACACUACAGGAUCCAUCGCCUUGAUAAUGGCUGGCUGUACAUCUCACCACGCCUCACCUUCCCAUCACUCCAGGCCCUAGUGGAUCACUAUUCUGAGUUGGCGGAUGAUAUCUGCUGCCUCCUCAAGGAACCCUGUGCCCUGCGGAGGGCUGGCCCACAGCCUGGCAAGUCCAUACCCCCACCUGUGACUGUGCAGAGCGCGCCACUCAAUUGGAAAGAGCUGGACAGCUCCCUCCUGUUCUCUGAAGCACCUACCCUAGGGGAGUCCCCUCUCCUCAGUGAGGGGCUCCGGGAGGCCAUCAGCUCUUACAUCAGCCUAACUGAUGACAGCUCCUUGGAUGAUGCCAUGGCCCAAAACAGAGGCCAAAAGGGAAUCCAACGCUGCAACACCUAGAUCCCCAGCUCAGCUCACCUUGAGCACGCUAGAGGCAAAUUCAGGGUCCCACUUGCAUUCUGUGCUCCUUCCUCUUUCGGCCCUAAGAAGUCACUUAACCCCCUCCCAAUGUCACAAAUCCACCUGCAACCUCUAAUUCAAGUACAGAUCAGCUGAGAACAGGGACAGGGCUCCAAAGAGACUAAACCUCUGGGGUUUGACCCAGUUUGACCUGAGUUGGGAUUUCCAUCUUCCUCCCCUGCCUACUGAAUCCCCUUCAACACACCCCACAGCUCCACCCACUAGGUAGAAGCCACCAUUCGUAUCAAGAAGAAAAAAAAAUCAUUUAAAGAAAAUUUACAAGUCUCACUCAGAAUACCAUACUUCAGAAGGUAGGACUGUAGCUAGAAGGGACAGGAAAGCAGAUGGGAUGGAUGUCUUCCCACAGCAACAGAACCCAGGAUGUCCAGCCUCUACCUGGACCUCAGAGCAAAGGGGACCCCGGACAGUCCAGGUUCUCAAACAGCCCCAUCAGGCCUCUUCUCUGGACAGUCAUAGCUCUAAGAUCUCUAUUUCAUUUUGUGGCUUAUCAUGUGAACCUGCCUAAGCUUUCCUGGCUACAGUGGCCCUGCCACCUUGUGGCCAAACACAAAAUGGCACCUUCUGGGUCUAGCCCACUGCAGUGAGGUCAGUCACAUCUCAGCACCAGGCAGGGGCAUCAGAAGGCACUAAGCUUCUCUCCACAAAACCAAGGCCACAGCCUACACCAACUCUAGCCCUUGAUUUCUCUGCUGCCCAUUAAGGAAAGAGAGGCCCAGCU